Boleophthalmus pectinirostris (great blue-spotted mudskipper) is the source of this 8379-nucleotide messenger RNA. RefSeq names its product tet methylcytosine dioxygenase 3 (gene tet3). Gene Ontology annotation, molecular function: DNA 5-methylcytosine dioxygenase activity; zinc ion binding; DNA binding. Gene Ontology annotation, biological process: positive regulation of transcription by RNA polymerase II; oxidative demethylation. Lineage: Eukaryota; Metazoa; Chordata; Actinopteri; Gobiiformes; Gobiidae. Gene Ontology annotation, cellular component: nucleus. The record is from RefSeq and is a predicted model, not a curated record.
UAAUCAAUAAAAGCAACAAUGUCCAAACCAAGAACUGGUCCAGGGCCGCCUCAAAAAGAUAUAUAUGAAUUCUCCCUUGACACGGAGGAGAUAAACUCUGUUCACAUGCGGAUACCUUCCAUAGACACUACAUCUCCUCUCAGCAAGUUUAUUGAAACUGAACACCAACAAGCUGGCCUGUACUCUUUGCCUGUAUUUGACUCUUCUUUUGAUGUGUCUGAUGGCCAAAAGAAAAGAAGGAAGAAAUGUGGAGUUUGUGGCCCCUGUCUGCUCAAAACUAACUGUGGGACCUGUGCAAACUGCCUCAACAGAAAGACAGGAAAACAGAUCUGCAAACUGCGCAAGUGUGACGAGCUCAAGAAGAAACGCACUGACUGGGAGGUGGACUAUCCCGAAGAGGCCGGUGCAGUCGGCUGGGGGGACUCUCAUCUGACAGAAGAGACUGUUUGCAGAGUCACGUCAGUGGAUGGCCCCAGAAGUGGAGGCCAGAUGGAAAUUGGGUCACAUGACCGCCUCCAAGAAGGCGCACCAAACCUGAAUUUGGCCAAUGGGGUGAAGCGCUAUGCUAAUGAUGAUGAGGCGCCCAUGGACUUGCAUCAGCAGAGGCAAGGCUGGGUGCCAGGGCCUGCCAAGGUCAGUGACACCCAACAACCUUCAAACUGGACCAGCCGACCCAACUCCACCAGUGAAUCUAUCCACCAUGCAAACAUAGAGGACGCACGCAAUCUGGUGGCUUUCUCUGCUACUGCUGGGUCCCGGCCAGCUUCCAACUCCACCCCUGUACAGCAAAACACCAGCCAGCUGUAUGAGAAAUUCACCCAGGAAAUGGGCGAGGGGGACCAGGUGGGACUGUCUGCCGGGGCUGUGAAAGGAAGCUGCCAAGUCCCGGAUGACCUGGACACUCUACAAACCGCACUGAGCCAAGCCAAACAUGGACACAAGCCCCCGAACUGCAACUGCGAUGGGCCCGACUGUCCCGACUACCUGGAGUGGCUGGAGAAAAAAAUCAAGUUGGCAACAAAUGAAGAUCGGGCUCCAUGCAGCAAAUCCAGUGCACAAACUCAGCCGAUGAAUGGCAAUAGUGGGUCCUCUACAUUCCCACAACAACAUCAACAACAACAGCAACAACAGCAACAACAACAGGGAGGUAAUCCACAGCUACACCCAGGCUCCAAACCGCCCAUCCCCUGCUCCCCACAGGUGCUGUCCAUCGCCAAGGAGAGGAAUGUAAGUCUACAGACCGCCAUCGCAAUUGAAGCCCUCACCCAGUUAUCUGGUACUCAGGCUACCAGCUCCCCAGGCCACUACAACAACAACCUCCACCAAAACAACCUCCAGAACCACCCCCCAAACGGGCACUCCUUCUCACGUUCUCAGUCCGUCCCGCCUGGACUCCACGCCGCCCAGCCGAUCCCAGACCAGCGGCCGCAGUCCCAAGGCCCUCCUCCUCAUGCUACCCCUCUUCAGUCCUCUACCUCGCCAUUCCCAGGUCAAGGGAAGCCUCCGGGAUUUAACCCCCACCCUCAGCAUCCCCAGCACUGGCAGCAGGGCACGGGCCACGGAGAACAGAGGAAUGUGUGGAUGGGCAACAGCCAAGACCCCAUGUCAGAGCUUAAACAACUGCUUGGCGACAACAGCAGGAAAUUUAACAGCGCCCCCUUUAGACUCCCAGUUCAGCAACAGCAAAACUUGAAUCAAAAUGUGAAUAAUAAUCAUCCCCAAAAUAACAUAGCAUUGGACAAGAUAAAGAAAGAGCCAGAUUCAAUGGAGCACUACCCUAUGGAUCCUUACGGCAUGGCUAAUGGUCAGCAGCACUACCCCGGGACGCCGUUGUCUCCAAACCAAGCAGCCAUCCGCCACUCCACUCAGGCAGCUUUGCAACAGCACCUUCACUACAAAAGGAACCUCUUCUCCAACCACUCCCCAAGCUUUGCAGGCCCACGUGCCCCCAACACUUGCCAAAACUUGAAGAAAUGGUGGCCACAGAUGGACCCACAAACCCUGACGCAUAUGGCAAUUAAACAAGAACCUAAAGAACCUAAAAGGAGGAAAAGCAUGCAAGGAUCUCCUAUUAUAAACCCGAUGGGGGGCAUGCUUACGCCGCCACCACCUAAGCCCAAGCAAAUAGUUAUCAAGAAAACUAAGCAGAAGGCGUCCAUGCCACUUUUCAUGCCGCAAAGUCAAAUAUCAGUGCAAAAGCCACCAGUUUUCAGUCCAGUACAAACCGGACUGCACCCAGGCGCUCUCCCCUUGAUGUCCCUUCACAGUGGUCCCCUCCCAACCGCUAUGAUGCCCCCUGCACCAGCCCAGUCUCAGGUACCCCAAACCUUAGUGACCCAGCCUUCCACAAAUUCAGAAAACGCCACUAAUCUGACUAUGAAAAGUGAAGCCCAGUCUAACACCAGCACCCCUAUAACGUCCACCACUCAACCAUCUUCACUUUCAAACCUCACCAAUAUUGACCCUAAGUACGAAGAGCUUAUCCGUCAGUUUGAGGCAGAGUUUGGGCCCUCGGAUGAACCUGGAAGUCAACCGACGGGGGAGAGUGCAAAUCCUCAAACAAGUCAGUCCCUAAUUCAAAAUGAGAACCAAGCAUCAGUGUCUACCAACCAAUCCAAUUCUUCAACGCAGGAUCAGAACAUGGAUAUAAAGGAGUCAGGAAACCAAAGUAAAGAAAAUGGUGAUACCCCUAUGGAUGAGCAGUGUGAGAGGGCUGUAUGCGCCCAGUCUGUACACCAGGAAGUAGGAAAGCAGCAGCAGCCAAUGGCUAGUGAGGAUAAAUUCUGUAUUCCCUGCUCCCCUUUCCCAAAACGUAUGAAGUUUGAAUCGUCCGGGGAUAUAUCGGUGCUCUCCACAACAUGCUACUCAGAAGAUGACACCCCGACCAAGGAUUUCCCAGUAUCUCCAUCUCUCAAAGGGUUCCUGGAGUCCCCAUUGCGCUAUCUGGACACUCCCACAAAAAAUCUGCUUGAUACCCCCUCAAAAGACCUACAGGCGGAGUUCCCGACCUGCAACUGUGUGGAGCAAAUCCUGGAGAAAGACGAGGGUCCAUACUACAAUCACCUCGGAGCAGGUCCCACCGUGUCCUCUAUCCGGACCCUGAUGGAGUCCAGGUUUGGACAGACGGGAGAGGCAAUCCGCAUUGAAAAGGCAGUGUACACAGGCAGAGAAGGAAAGAGUUCAAGAGGCUGUCCUAUUGCUAAAUGGGUGAUCCGUCGUGCCAGUGAGAAGGAGAAGCUGCUGUGUGUGGUUCGGCAGCGCCCAGGACAUCAUUGUGACAAUGCUGUCAUCAUCAUCCUCAUCCUGGCCUGGGAGGGAGUACCCAGUCUAAUGGCUGACAAAUUGUAUCGAGAGAUCUCAGACACACUCACCAAAUACGGCAACCCCACCAGCAGACGCUGUGGCCUCAACGAUGAUCGCACUUGUGCAUGUCAAGGCAAGGACCCAGAUAAGUGUGGAGCUUCCUUCUCUUUUGGUUGCUCCUGGAGUAUGUACUUUAAUGGCUGUAAGUACGCUCGGAGUAAAGUCCCCCGCAAGUUCAGGCUCCAAGGAGAUCACCCUGCAGAGGAGGAUAAUCUCAGGGAUAAUUUCCAGAAUUUGGCGACUGAAGUGGCUCCAUUGUACAAGCGUUUGGCACCACAAGCCUACAGUAACCAGUGUCAGACUGAGUCCAAGGCUCCAGACUGUAGACUGGGACUGAAGGAAGGCCGUCCGUUCUCUGGAGUAACCGCCUGCAUGGAUUUCUGCGCUCAUGCCCAUAAGGACCAGCACAACCUCUACAAUGGCUGUACUGUGGUGUGUACGUUAACAAAGGAGGACAACAGAAAGGUGGGCGAGAUCCCGGAGGACGAACAGUUGCAUGUUUUACCUUUGUAUAAAAUCUCCCUCACCGAUGAGUUCGGCAGUGAAGAAGCUCAGCGUGCUAAGGUAAAGACAGGAGCCCUCCAAGUGCUUCAGGCCUUUAGACGUGAGGUGCGGAAACUACCUGAACCAGCCAAGUCCUGUCGACAGCGCCGCCUUGAGGCCAAGAAGGCAGCCUCUGAGAAGAAGAAGAAUAAACUUCUGCAGCAGACAGGGGAGACCCCAGAGAAGGCUGUGGUGAAGACUGAGCUCAGGGUUGCCAGCUCUCCACAACCCCAGGGAAAUAAAGCUGUCAUCAAGCAAGAGGUAAAGCCCACUAUCAAGAAGGAGCCGUUUAACGGAUCAUUGGAUGGAUACCCUGUGCAGUCUGCAGAAGCGUUCUACCCUCACACGGCGUACUAUGCAAGGGGGGGCCUUCCUCCAACGGGCCAGCCCUCUGCCCCUGACCCUGUCAACGGAUACCACCCCAAUCUGCCAAUGCACUACGGCUACUACAACUGUCCACCCAAUGCACUUUUCCGUCCGAAGAUUAGGACCUAUGAGGGGCGAAAGGCUGCUCAAGUGGACAACAAGCCUGAUGUCCAGAGUCUCCAGGCCUGCCUCAGUCACCCCGAACAGUCCAACAUCCCUAACAACAGCGCUUAUGCCCCAAACACGGAGUACCAGUCCCGGCCCUCAUCAGUGUCCUCUGAGCACAGAGCCACUCCUGUCAUCAAGCAGGAGCCUAUGGAUGUUCCAGUCCAUGAAGGGGUAAUGCCAGGCCCUGCCAGAGGUAACACCCCCAGCACUACCCCUCAGCCCGGUGCAUGGCCUGGACACAAGCUCAAUGGAAGUAUUGUGGCCCAAAAUCUAAACUCUAAACAAAGUCUAGAAGCCUCAAUGUUGAGCCAAGACCAUAAGCAGUUUCACCAGCACCCUCAGCAGCGGGCCUCUCCUUUCCCUCAGCAGUGGUACCCAGGCUCCAACACCCCCAUGGCCUCCCCGGGCCCCUCUCCCCUGCACCUCCCACCAUCCCCCGUGCCCUCACCCCAUCUCGCCUCAAUGCAUCACCACAACAUGCACUCAGCCUCUCCCCGGCCAGCCACCCCACGCCCCAGCACCCCUCACCCAGGAACACCUCAGCCUGCCAUGGCGAACUCAGGCCCAGUACCAUCACAGCCAGGCACUCCCACCCCUGGCACCCCCAGACCCUGGUCCAGACCGUCCCCCAGUCCACAGGGCAACCCUUGGGCCAUGGCUCCAGGAGGCUACAGUCCAGUCAUCAAGCACAACAAUCCUAGUGGGGCCUACCCCGACAAGAUGUGGUCUGAGAAUGGGGAGAGGUGCUCCACACCCCUGGGCCUGCAGGAGAAGGCCUGGAAAUCGUGCGGGGGUUCGGUGGCCAGCGCAACCCCGUCCCCGGCUCCAGAGGGUCGUUUGUUUCCUGAUGCACUACAGCAGACAGAGCAGAGCUGGGAACGCAGCCAAGAGAGCGACGUGGAGAGCUGCAAAGAGCGUGACGAGGAGGACGAUGAAGUAUGGUCCGACAGCGAGCACAACUUCCUGGAUCCGAACAUCGGAGGGGUGGCUGUGGCACCUGCUCACGGCUCCAUCCUCAUUGAAUGUGCUCGGCGAGAGCUACAUGCCACCACGCCCCUGAAAAGGCCCGACCGCACCCAUCCCACGCGCAUCUCUCUGGUCUUCUACCAGCACAAGAACCUGAACCAGCCCCUGCACGGCCUGGCUGUGUGGGAGGCCAAGAUGAAGCUGCUGGCUGAGCGCGCACUGCAGCGGCAGCAGGAGGCCGCGCUGCUGGGUCUGUCCCAGGACGACAUCAAAGCCUCAGGGAAGAAGCGCAAGUGGGGGGCCGCGAUGCCAGGGGCCAGUCUGGGGCCCGGGCAGACUAAGGACAAGAAAGAGGGCCCCGUGACGAGGUUAGCUCCCACAUUCCACACCACCUCCAUGGUGCAGGUGUCUCCGUACGCCUUCACGCAGCUCACAGGGCCCUACAGCCGCUUUGUCUAGAGACACCUUCACGGCCCCUCUGUGGAGGGACCUUUUAUUGUUUUACCUCAUGUCAGGCAGUGGCUUCUGCCUUUGGUGCUCUUCCUCUCUCUUCCCUCUGAGAGGAACUCCAUUGCUUUUACUUGUUUAUAGAAUUUUAAUGAUCCUAAUUAUUGCUAUUAUUAUCAAUAUUAUGAUUGCUAUUGUUACUGUCAUUGUUGUUAUUACAGCUAUUAUUAUUAUAAUGAAGACCUGUUUGUUUUAUUAUUGCUGUUUUCAUUAAUGUUAUUAAUGAUGUGAUUUCUUUAGGUUUUAUAUUUUUUUAUCAAUCAGUCUGACCAAUCAAUCUCAGACAAUUGUUCUUUCCUUGUUUGGAAAAUAUGUGCGCUCUUUUAGGGUUAUUUUUAUUAUUUUGAUGUCAAAUUUAUGGCUGUACUUUGAGGAGGAACAUUCAUGUGCCUGGCAGGACACGUGUCUCAAAUCAUACUGUAGGACGAAUAACAAAACUGUUAUUAUAAAGAAUUUGACAAACUGGUAACAUGUCUUUUAAAACAGAUCACAUUUUAGCUACCAGCAUCAUCAUGUUUAUUGAGAUUUUAGUCAUGACAACUGUUUUUUUACUGUAAACAGUGUUUUGGAUCUAAGCUGUUAAUGUUUUUGCCUCACAAUGAAGCGUUCCUCCUCCACCCUCCAACUCUCACUGGUGCUCCACUUCCAGCUCUGAUCAAUUUCUCAUUCCACUGCUCUUCUUGGCACUUGAUGCUGUACUUUGGUGCUCAACACAAAUUUGGUUCAAGUGUUUUAAAUGUCUCCUCACAGUAGAAGAAAUACCAAAACAAGGUGUUCCACCAUGCAUCUUAUACUUCUAUUCUCUGGUAUUCCCUCUAUUGAAAGACAUUGUUUUAAAGUGCUAUAUUUGACCAAGAGGUGCUUUUAUCACAGACGUGAAACAGGCGGCUCUGUAUUUCUUCCUAUUCAAGUCCUUGUGAGCACUUGUUAGUGUGAACUCUAGAGGGCAGCAACGCCUUUUCAAAGUGUGCUGUACAGACAAACCAUGCACUCACUUCCUCCCCAGCCUUUCCACAAGCUGUAAACAUUGCUGCAUUUACACCUGUUUACCAGCAGAGGGGGUGUUACCUUUUCAAUCCUUUGGGGAAAGUGAAGCGUGCAGUGCUGGUGUUGUUUCUACACACUAUGGUGCUCUCCUGGCACACUUGAUCUCUGCGUGGUGCUGUCAUCCUAACGCAGAGUCAGCCAAUCAGAAAAGCUGACCUAUAGAUGCUCUGAGGGUGUGUAAGAAACAUGACUGCAAUCGCAUUAGAGUGCAACCAAGGAUCUCUUCAUUAAGUCAUACUUCUAAUAUGGAUUGAAAACCACCAGACAUUUUGUUAUUUGAAAAUGUGUUAUUUAUAUAUUUUUUGCACAUGUGUAAAAAUAUGACGUAAAAACAGCUAUAAGUGUCACCAUAAUGCGCUUGCAGCUUGUUUUUUAUCUAUAGGUCUGUUUUUAAGAUUCUACUCUGACUUGUGAUGCUCUGUGUGAGAACAGCUGUGAUAAUAUGUACUGAGAUUAAGGGAAAUUUACUGUAUUUUAUGAAAGUUGGCGCCAACAGGCAGUGAAUCAAUGAAUCUCUCCUUGUGUGUUUGUGUGUGUGAAUGUACGAAAGACAAGAGCCAAAGACAGAGCCUAUUUGUUAAAUCUAGUUACGGGUCACAGCAUUUUCUCAUUUUCAAUUUAAGCACUGUGCUAAAGUCUUGCAGGUUGUCGAAGAAGGGAAUAUGAAAUGUACAAUACCAAUUGAAAACUAUGUCUGUUAACUCCUGUUAUGCAUAGUAAUAUAUCGCAAUUAAAUCAUAAACGCAAUUUGAGUUACAAAUCCGAAAAGGCUGCAGUUAUUUAGAUAAUACUAGAAUGUCCACAGCAAAGAACAAAAUAUCCUGUAUUUUUUAUGUUAAUGUUAAUGUUAAUGCCUUUGGAGUACAAUUUGCACUUUGAACCGAAUCCUUUCUAACUGCAAUACUAUUUAGAAAAAUCCCAAUUAGACUUUUCCUCAAAAUCUUGCAGCCCUAAAUUGAAUUAUCAUUGUCUUAAUUUUGUGCUGCCUUUCAUCUAAAAUCUUAACAUCUUAAAACCUCACAUAACUUUUGCACGGUGCUGUAGAAGUGAAAAUGAUGAUGUUGACCCUUGAUGUUGAGUGGUUGUUUGGAUCGCACCCUUCUUGGUCCAGUCCGGGGCCGGUGGGGUUUCCAGCUCUCUACCUCACGCUGUAGAGACACUGGUCACAAUCACAGCAUGCUACUGAGGGCAAGGUAAUGUUCAUUCAGUUAUGUCCUCCCGAUCUCCACACUCAUUUUAAACUUUUUUUACUCUUUAUUUAUUAUGACAUGGUGAUGAAAAUGAUUGUCUUGUUUUGUUUUUGUUUAGUUUUUUCAUUUUUAUACAGCUAAUACAAAUUGUACAUAGAAAAGAUUUAUAAAAGCACUUUUAAUCUUGAUUUUAAUGAAAAAUGAAAGAGCCGAUAUUUGACAACUUGAA